Agrilus planipennis (emerald ash borer) is the source of this 4686-nucleotide messenger RNA. It is a transcript of the gene grn, whose product is annotated as GATA-binding factor C-like. The coding region runs from base 2942 to 4564 and encodes 540 amino acids. Gene Ontology annotation, cellular component: nucleus. Gene Ontology annotation, biological process: positive regulation of transcription by RNA polymerase II; negative regulation of transcription by RNA polymerase II; cell fate commitment. Gene Ontology annotation, molecular function: zinc ion binding; RNA polymerase II cis-regulatory region sequence-specific DNA binding; DNA-binding transcription factor activity, RNA polymerase II-specific. NCBI's taxonomy places the organism in Eukaryota, Metazoa, Arthropoda, Insecta, Coleoptera, Buprestidae. The transcript has 8 exons. The record is from RefSeq and is a predicted model, not a curated record.
UCGUUAUAUUUUUUGUAGUAACGCCUCCAUACUCAUUGUUAUUUACUCUCAAAUAAUUUAAUGUAGGAGUUAAUUUUAUUGUUAACCUUUUAUUGCGUAUCAUUCGUUUUGAUUUCACCCGAGCUUUGACAUUAUACCUUGUGCUUAAAAAUGAAAAUGUGAUCUAUACUAAUGUAGUACGUGACUGGUUGACCGGUCAACAUAUCCCAUAGUUGUCUUCACAAGGAAUAAAGUCAGUCUUUUGUCAAACAAGAUAUUGAAGAAAAGCAGACAAAAGAAUUCGCAUUAGAAAAUUACUUCAAGAAAGUAACUGAUAUUUAUUACGGAUUUACAUCUUCAGGAACUCGAAAGUUUGCAUUUGAGUUUGGGAAAAACGAAGUAAUAGACCUAUUCCUGACUCGUGGAACAGAAAAAUAAUUGCUGCUGAAGAUUUUCUAGCAUGUUUUCUCAAACGUCUUCGUGCAGUCUCUGUAAGAUUUUCUCAAGUUGUACGUACGACUUUAUCUCGAAUCACAUCGUUCAACAAAAACAACGUAAAUUUGUUUUUCUAUAACGUGAAAACCGCUUACCAAGGUUUGAAUCUAUGUGCUGGUAUGUUCUCAUUAUUUUUUUCCUUUAUUAUCACUGUCAGUGGGUCGAUAAAUACACAAUAAAAGGUGAUUAGAGGCAUGGAACCAUAUUGGAUAAAUAGAUUUGUUUAGUAUAUGUAUUAUUCUUGAGAGCUUCAAGCAAUUCCAACGUAAAAAUCACACAGGAAGUAGAGGAGUCUAAGAGACCUCCACAUCUAAACUUUUGAGCAUCAACAGCCAUAGUGGAAGAAAGAUAAUCAAUACAAGUAUACUGGACAAUGAUUUAUUACGGGUAGUUCACAAGGAGCGACACAGUACCACAAAUUCAUAGCAGAAGGUUGGCAUAAUAGAUAUAUAACAAAAGAGUUGGUAAAAAAUCUACAAACUGGCAAAAUAAUUGAAGAAGAAAUUAGGUAUUGUUAUUACACUGUUACAGAAAAAUAAGUAGGUAAAAGCAUGCACAUAAGUGCUCUUAUGAAGCCCAGAUAAAUGAUACUGUUGAAGAUUUGUCAAAAGAAAAGCAUCAAAAACGUAAGGAGUAGGCAGGUACGCUUGAAAAGUUAAGGCAUGCUACAAAGUUUGACUUGUUUCUCUGUCAUUCUGUAACAGAAACUGAUUUUAGUUUAAAAAUUGCUUUUGUAGUGUUAAUUAAACCCAGUUUGCCUUCUCUGCACACCCUACUUGCGGAAGACAUUAACCUACCUGCCAACCUUAUACCCAAGAUGCGAAGGAUAACUGAUUCCUUCCGAACUGCGAUUCACCAAACGCGAAUAACUAGUGGAAAUAUGUACGAGUACCUGUUUUAUACCUUUACGCUGCAUUAUUGGAUACUGUUCUCAAUAUUGCCACCACCGAACGGUAUACAGGGGUCGUUCAGCAAGUAUCUGAAAUUAAAUCUGGAUAAAGGCUAAGUACCUAAGAGAUAAAAAGUUUAGCUACUAUAUUUGAGCUUUAAAUUACAAUCGGAUCAACUUGAUCGGAUUAGCGAUAAUAAUUUUUAUCGAUUUUGCGAUAGGAUUUGCCAGCACGUACCUAUGUCAAAAAAAUCGUUUCAAGAAAAGCGUGAGUGUACGCUGUAAUUGAGCAGGACAACGUGGAAAAAUAUCGUCAAUUUUCCUCUAUUUAGUGACUAUGCCAACAAACAGACGACAAUGUUGAGUUUCAAUGUGACGCUAUAAAAAGAUAGAUCUGCUUCAAAACAGCACAUUCAAGCGCAAAAGGAAAUAAUCGAAGAGAGAACCAAUGCCAGACAUGAGCAUGAAAAAGGGGCAGACAAUCGGUACAGAGGCGGAGCCACUUGAUUUGUGGUCGCCAUUUUGUCAAAUAGUAGUGUUUUGUUAGAGGUCUUAUCUGAUUGGAUAAUCUCCCUCCUCAAGAACCAUAAAGAAAUCAUCUUCGGCAUCUUCGAUCUUCUCGGAUCCGUGUCUCAGCAGAUUCAAGCAUCAGCGUUCAAAGCUUUCAGGAUCAGUAUUAUCCUGACUCCACGAAUACUUAGUCUGUCGUCUUCAUGGAAUUGCGAUUUCAUUGAAAUUUCCAACUUUUCCUGAAACUAUCCACGAAUUUCAAACGAUUGAGUGUUGAAAACGGCUCCUGUAUGUCCUACAAGGAUACAACAACAAAACUUUACAAAAAGCCAGGUAAAACUCAAUAAAUAUUUCAGGAUAAAGCUCCUCAACUCAAGUGAGAUCCGCCUUUACGUUUCAUGGAACGCCUCCAAAGCGAAAGCUCAGCCAAUUGAAUCUUUGAUGGGAACGAAUUGGGACGACCGUUCCCGAAAUGCGUUGCCAAGGGAAACGUCAAAAGCUCAUUGCGUUAACACUCAGUGCGGGCGCGUUAGCCAUCGUGCUUGUUUCGUAGUGAUUCCACACACUGUAAAUCGGUGAUAACCGGCUCUCUUAUCUGUGAAGGGAUAAUAUUGUUUUGCCUUUGACUGUGAUCAGUGGUACUGAAUGUGCUUGAACAGGAAAUUGUGUGAUAUCGGCGCUAUUGUUAUUAUUGGUUGAUAAGGCCUUAAUAUUAAAGAUUAAUUCCAUCCGAAGGAUAACAACUUGAGAAUGAAACUCCCAGAAGGAAAACAGUUUUAUUUUCCGACAAUUGGAAAACUUAUGAAAACGUUUGUGCGAAGAAAGCACAAGUAGCGUUUGCCGUCGGAACGAAGAAUUCCGGGAAAUUCGGGUCCGGAUCGCGGUUUCGACACGCUACCACCGAAGAGUCCCACUGUAACAAAAGGACUUACGUCAACAACCCCAUUAUAUAAACUGUGAAACGGUAGUGAUUGUUUUCAAUUUGAUUCGAACUGUAGCUGAUGCAGUUGUAGUAGUUGUUACUAGUUACUUAUUGUGAUGUGCGUUUUAUAAAAAGACCGUUUACGAAUGAUUAUGGAGAUGACUAACGAUAGCGCGGGGGUUGGACGUUGGUAUGAAUCGCCUCGAACAGGCACGUCCGCAAGUCCCGCGCAGGGUGCCAUCGAAAAUAAUUCGGACAUUAACAGCAGUGUCGCAGAACACAUGGGUGCCUUUUUUCUGGACCCGUCCGGUAGUCAGCGGGCAGCUAGGUAUUAUCAUCAGAGUAUGCACUCACCCUAUGGGACUGUUGCUGGUCACGCGUCAAGGAUGUCUUCAGCAGCGAGUCAAGUGUGCCGGCCGCAUUUUCACGCGCCGCUCCAUCCAUGGCUUUCGGCAGAAAGCACGAAGCCCUUGGCGCAUUCGAGUCCUUGGGUGCCGUUCGGCGGGGGCGCUGGCGAUCCGGAAAAGUCGCAAUCGCCCUCGUCGAUGGCCGGAGGAGCACAACCGCAUAACAUUUUCUCAUUUCCACCAACGCCACCUAAAGACAGUACGCCUGAUUCCGUCGUAGUACCCACCACCCCAGGUGCAGCGGGUUCUUCGGCCGCCGAUUACCAAAACGCCGUUGCGGCGGCAAUGGGCGCUUUCAUGCACGGAGGAGGCGACAACCACCACCAUCAGCAGCAGAGCUGUGCACUGGAUGUGAAGCCUUCGGCGACGUCCGCAGCGAGCAAUAAGCAGCGUGAAGGUAGUGAAUAUGAAACAACCGGAACUGCCUCGUCGGGCAUGUUCAAUGGUAACUUUGAUAGCUCGUACGGGUCGUCCGCGUAUGGCCACGGUAUUCACGGGGCGGCGGCGUAUUCGCCGCACCAUCAUGCAGCCGCAGCUGCGGCAGCCGCGGCCGCGGCGGCCGCUGCGGCCGCGCAUCAGGGCCACCACGGCAAGCAGAACGGCGGCCUCGUGACGACGCAGGGUGGCGCUCAGUCGCCGAACAAACCACGGAAUAAGUCGAGAACGAGCGCCGAGGGUAGAGAGUGCGUGAACUGCGGUGCUACAAGUACACCAUUGUGGCGCAGGGAUGGCACAGGUCAUUAUCUCUGCAAUGCGUGUGGACUUUAUUACAAAAUGAACGGGCAAAACAGGCCCCUCAUCAAACCUAAGAGAAGACUGAGUUUACAAAGUGCGGCUCGGAGGGCGGGUACCAGUUGUGCCAACUGCAAAACGACGACGACGACCCUUUGGAGGCGCAAUCAAAACGGCGAACCCGUCUGUAACGCUUGUGGUUUAUACUAUAAAUUACACAACGUAAAUAGGCCAUUAACGAUGAAAAAAGAAGGAAUUCAAACGAGAAAUCGAAAACUUUCGUCGAAAAGUAAGAAAAAGAAAGGUGGCGGAUCCUGUUUAUCGUUAGGAGGAAUGAUGAGUGAUAUGAUGAAACCUCUUGAUAGCGGUAAGGGAGCGUUUGGUGGUGGAGGAUUUGGAGGUGGAAUGGGCGGAGGUCAUCCGCAUUUGAACCCUGCUCUCCAUCCCCAUCAUGCCAUGAGCCAUUGGUACCAACACAGUGGUCACCAUCAAGGCUUUGUUUCGGGACCGCCACCUCCAGCACCACCACCCAGCGCUGCUUCAUACCAUCAUCAUAUGAGCUCUUUAAGUGCGGCCGGUCUUGGAUUAGCGUCAAAUGGAAUGGCGGGUUGGAGGUCGGAAUAUACGUGAUAAGCAGGUGUCCAACAAGAGUAUUUGUAGAUAAUUUCCUAUUUAGUAAAAGUCGUCACACAAACCCUUGCAAUAGGUCACCAAAUUUGUACAUUUGUAUGUAUGCCCUUUUGUAUAUAUAU